This is a messenger RNA of Dromiciops gliroides (monito del monte), 4386 nucleotides long. It is a transcript of the gene KCNS2, whose product is annotated as potassium voltage-gated channel modifier subfamily S member 2. Lineage: Eukaryota; Metazoa; Chordata; Mammalia; Microbiotheria; Microbiotheriidae. Gene Ontology annotation, biological process: potassium ion transmembrane transport; regulation of delayed rectifier potassium channel activity; protein homooligomerization. The record is from RefSeq and is a predicted model, not a curated record. The transcript has 2 exons. Gene Ontology annotation, molecular function: voltage-gated potassium channel activity; protein binding. The coding region runs from base 674 to 2107 and encodes 477 amino acids. Gene Ontology annotation, cellular component: membrane; voltage-gated potassium channel complex.
GGACUCCUUUGGGGAAGAGAGUCAGUUGAGCGCUGAGGUGGGGGCAUAGGCGGUGGUCGCCAUGACGCGCAGGCUGAGUGCAGGAGCCUCGGUUAUAGCAGCGGCUGCCGCAGCAGCAACAACAGAGGAGGCUGCUGGAAGGGUCUACCGGGAUCCAGGAGCUGUCCCUUCAGCACCACCCGCCUAGCCAGGCCUGGCUCUCAGACUCCUCCAGCCCCAGGAGAUGGGAUCUUCUAAUCUCCCGCUGCAGCCCACACCCACCGUGGUUGACUGACUUGAGCGGGCAGCUUCAGCCCCCACAGAGGGAGCGGCUCUUGCUUCGGGGAGAGAGGGAGGCGGGUCUGGGGUCGGGGGUGAUUCCCCAAGCGCCAAGGCCGAGGAUCAACCUGUCAACCCCGGGCACGAACAGCUGGCAGUUCUCUGAUCACCCAAGCCUGGAAGACAAGCAGGAGACAUCGCCCUAGAUCCCUCCUGCUAGACACGCACACACACACACAUACACACACACACAGACGCGCACACAGACACACACACGAACAUCCAGUGGGCAGCAUCAGCAACAGCAGGAGCAGCAAUGCUAAGAAGGUGGUCUGGGAAGUUUCACACUUGGAUCUCCAGCGGAUUCCCGAGACUGCAGGUGUAGCUCCCCGCCAGUGUCCCGGGUCUCCCCAGGAUGACGGGCCAGAGCCUGUCGGAUUUGUCCGAAGCUAACUUCGAGGAUAGCGAGAUCAGCGUCAACGUUGGGGGUUUCAAGAAGAAGCUGCGCUCGCACACGCUGUUGCGCUUCCCGGAGACCCGGUUGGGCCGCCUCCUGCACUGCCGCUCCAAGGAAUCCAUCCUGGAGUUGUGUGAUGACUAUGACGACGCGCAGAACGAGUUCUACUUUGACAGGAACCCAGAGCUCUUCCCCUACGUCCUGCACUUCUACAACACAGGCAAACUCCACGUGAUGGGAGAGCUCUGCGUUUUUUCCUUCAGCCAAGAGAUAGAGUACUGGGGGAUCAAUGAGUUCUUCAUCGACUCCUGCUGCAGCUACAGCUAUCACGGAAGGAAGAUGGAGCCUGACCAAGAGAAGUGGGAUGAGCAAAGUGACCAGGAAAGCACCACCUCCUCCUUUGAUGAGAUCCUGGCCUUCUACAACGAUGCAUCUAAAUUCGAUGGGCAGCCCUUGGGAAACUUCCGAAGGCAGCUAUGGUUGGCUCUAGAUAACCCAGGCUAUUCCAUUCUGAGCAGGGUAUUCAGCAUUCUUUCCAUCAUGGUGGUACUAGGCUCCAUUGUCACCAUGUGCCUCAACAGCCUUCCUGACUUUCUGAUCCCUGAUAGCCAAGGCAACCCAGAAGAAGACCCCAGGUUUGAGAUUGUGGAACACUUUGGUAUUGCCUGGUUCACCUUUGAGCUAGUGGCCAGGUUUGCUGUGGCCCCAGAGUUCUUCAAAUUUUUCAAGAAUGCACUGAACUUGAUUGAUCUCAUGUCCAUCAUCCCCUUUUACAUCACUCUGGUGGUCAACCUGGUGGUGGAGAGCUCUCCUACCUUGGCCAACUUGGGCAGGGUAGCUCAAGUCCUCAGGCUCAUGAGGAUUUUCCGCAUUCUAAAAUUGGCCAGACAUUCAACUGGCCUUCGGUCUCUUGGGGCAACCUUGAAAUAUAGCUACAAAGAAGUGGGGCUCCUCUUGCUUUAUCUUUCAGUGGGCAUAUCAAUAUUCUCUGUAGUGGCCUACACUAUUGAGAAAGAAGAAAAUGAGGGUCUGGCCACAAUCCCUGCCUGCUGGUGGUGGGCAACUGUGAGCAUGACAACUGUGGGCUAUGGUGAUGUUGUUCCAGGGACCACAGCUGGGAAGCUGACUGCCUCAGCUUGUAUCCUUGCUGGCAUUCUUGUGGUGGUGCUGCCAAUAACUCUGAUCUUCAAUAAAUUUUCACAUUUUUAUAGGCGACAAAAGCAACUUGAAAGUGCCAUGCGCAGCUGCGAUUUUGGAGAUGGAAUGAAGGAGGUUCCUUCAGUCAACUUAAGGGACUACUAUGCCCACAAAGUUAAGUCGCUGAUGGCAAGUCUUACCAACAUGAGCAGGAGCUCACCGAGUGAACUAAGUUUAAGUGAUUCCCUACAUUAGUCUGAAGGUCUGGACCCAUCAUAAUCAUCAAAACCAUACUGAUGGUUGAGCUGCCUUUUGUGCUCCUGGCAUGGCUCCAGGCUCCAUAGGGUUACAAAGUAAGGAGAAGACAUAGUCCUUCCCCUUCAGUACCUUACCAUUCUAAACAGAAGGAGAUGCCUGACCAGUGCACACCCCCAAUUGCUUCCAUAGCAUGUAGAAUCCUUGAUAUGGGUUGGGGUGACUAACUAUACCAACUUUGCAUUGAGAAAAAUGCUAAACUUUGUGCCUGAUGAGUAUCCCAAAUGGCAGUUUUUCUAUACAAAUCACUCAUCAUGUACCCAACUCUGGUGUUCCUGGUGCAGUUGCUGUCAGUUUGCACUUUCGUUUCCAAGUUAUCAUGUGAGGAUUGGAUAAAAGUAUAUCUCUCCAGUGGGAACACUUGUGAAGUCAGCAAUGAAAAACUCAGAUUUAACUCACAAGAAUGUGGGGGGGAAAUCUCAUACUUUCAUUUCCCAAUUUGCUUCAAUGCUCAAAACAGAAAAUGUGAAAUUAAGCACAUAUCACCAAUGCAACUUUCUGUUUUUCUUAGAACUUAACCUGUAGUUCUGUGGCUUGCAUGGGUACAUAUCAUACUACUGUUAUUUAUGCAAAUAUUACCUCCCUUGAAAUUUAAUUUACUCAGUUUACACGUGAAGUGAAAACUGGUCCUAGUUCAGGACCAAAAGCAUUGGGAAGUUAGGGUUAGUCUAAAAUCAGGCAUAGACCUGAUCAUUAUGAGGUUUUCUAGGCUUUUUGGUGUGGGAAAUGGGAGUAGUGAGUUUCUCAUUAAUGAAGGAUUGCAAGUAGAGGCUUGAUAUCCACUUGUUGGGAAUCUCAUAAAGGGAUUUGUGCCUCAGGAAUGGGUGGAUCUCUAGGAUUUCUUUCAACUCUGAGAGUUUCUUAUUCUUAAUGGGAGCCAUUGGGAGCCACAUGGAUGAAGAAGGCACCCUGCUUUUCUGAGAGUCUUUCCAAAGGGGAUAUUGCCUUAGGCUUGGUAUGCACAGGCCUGGGAUGAAUAGAUUUUUUCCCCAAGCUGUAUUUCAUGUUCUAAACAAUUUUACCCAAUUCUGCUGGGUCAUAGAAAUUAGCAAUUUUUUAUUUGUCAUUUUUUAAGAGUAUGGAUUAGGAUAUUCUGCCUCUUCCAAUUACUUCUUAGUAAUUAUUUUAGUUUAUUAUUUAGUUUAUUUUACUGUCUUAUGAAAGUAAAUUUUCCUAUUUCAUAUGAAAGACAGUAGCUUGGAAACUGUCUUAGUAUCCUCCUCUGAAAUCUCCUUAAAAUGAGUGCAUGUUUGUUUCUGAGCAAAACUUACUCCAGUAAUUUUUGCUUCUAGGAUACAUAAUGUUUUAUAUGAUGCUAUAAUUACCUUGUAAGGGGCUUUGUUCUUUGAAAUGGGGAACUCAUGGAACAUGAGCAUGUACUAAGAACACAGAUGAUGUGUGCAUGGAGUAGACUGCAGGGAAAUAUUAUAUAUAUAUAUAUUUUGAAUUAACUGUCUUCCUUCUGGGAACAAAGUAGGGUUGGGAUUGGGAAGGGAGAGGAAUGGGAAAAUUGAAAAGGAUAUGCUAUUAUAAAAUAUCACAACUAAUCACAAACUUUAAAAAAGUUUAAUGCUGCAUAAAGUACCUUGAAACUUCUAAGCCUGUUGAAAAAAAGGUUAAAGGGGUGCAUAUAUCUUACUUCCUUUGGUUUUCAGAAACUCUUUCCUGUUCUUUGCUCCUUGAUUACAGGAGCCCUGGACUAUCACAUAAAUGUGGAUGGAAUCUUGAGCCCCUUCGUAUAACUGCUCUGUCACCAUCAUAGUAUAUGUCAUGUAUUGUUUCCAAAUUGACUUCUAUUAUAUGUCUUUGAAAAGAUUGUAGUCAAGUGGUCUGAGCAUGGAGUUAGCUAGGAUUUUUAUUAAGGCCCAGAUCCUUUCUUUUUAUGUGGCUCUUACCUAAGUUAUCGAAUUUUGUGUGUCUUGAUUUCCUCACUUACUAGAUGGGGUCCAUACUAACCUCAAAAUGGUGUUGUGAGGAACCUUUAGUACUUGAAAUGUAUUUACAAAAUGUUUGAGGGCUGAGUUACUGCUCUUACUAAGAGAACUUUGUUUUUAGUGAUUCUUUGAAUGCACUAGGCACUUCUGAUUGUAGAUGUGGGUUGAAAUCCUGUCAUCUGGACGGAGAUUCAUGGUAGAACACCUCCCAAUAUCUAAUGCACAAUCUCUCUCUCUCUCUCUCUCUCCCUUUCUCCCUCUCUUCCUCCCUCCCUCCCUCCCUCC